Molecule: messenger RNA, 921 nt
Organism: Corvus hawaiiensis (hawaiian crow)
Lineage: Eukaryota; Metazoa; Chordata; Aves; Passeriformes; Corvidae
Product: TOG array regulator of axonemal microtubules protein 2-like
Exons: 4
Coding region: 162-773 (203 amino acids)
Biological process (GO): microtubule cytoskeleton organization
Cellular component (GO): cilium; cytoplasmic microtubule
Molecular function (GO): microtubule binding
Source: RefSeq, a predicted model, not a curated record
CAGGUCCGCAUUUGGUUUUAUUUUCCAGGGUGAAGUCUACCUCUGAUGGAUGCCUCCUACGCCGCCCAAAAGCCCAGGUCACGUUACCUCCGGCUGUGGAAGAAACGGAGUCGCUCCAGAAGCUGUACAAUCUCCUGGAAGCCAAGGAGUUUAAGACACGGAUGGAAGGAGUGGCACUCCUCCUAGACCUGUGCAAAAGCCGCCCCCAGCUCGUCUCCACUAACACUGUCCAAAUUUUUGAUUAUUUUGUCCCGAGACUUGGUGAUACGCACAAGAAAGUGAAGCAGAAGGCGCUGGACGUGCUGGCUGAAAUCGUAGGCAUCCUGAAAGAUGGCUUAAACCCGGUGAUCAUCUGUCUGGUUGAAGGAAUAACAAACAACCUAAACUCAAAGGACCCCGGGGUUUAUGCCGCAGCUGUGAAAGCGCUGGAAGAAUCCAUGGCUCACUUAGAUAAAGUAUCCCUGAUGAAAGAGUUCAGCCACCGCAGGAGUGAACUGAAGGGCCAAGCUCUGCUGGUUGUCACGGAGCAUCUCUCAGCGCUUGUGGCAUGGGUUUAUCCCAGGAGCCCCGAAGUCGUCCAGCGCUACGCCCUGCCCGUGCUCUGGUCCUUCCUGGGGAACAAGGCGCUGCCUGUCCGAAGCGCCAAUGUCCGCACUGUGGUCACCAAGCUUGCCUGCGCCCUCUACAAGGUGAUGGGCGCCAAGCUGAGGAAGCAUGCUGCCAGCCAGCCUCCGCAUGUGCGGGAAAACCUCUCCGACAUUUUGGGCUGGUGAAGGCUCGAUGACCUGCAGGAAGAUGACAAAGUGCUGAGUUGGACACCUCCGGACGUGACUUCUUAGCUGUGCCAAAAAGGACAGAAUGCAAAGGAAGGGUGUGCACCUGCCCCCGCUCUCUCCACCCCCCUUCCUAGUCGUGGCAUGG